Halichondria panicea is the source of this 2314-nucleotide messenger RNA. RefSeq names its product integrin alpha-V-like. Bases 1 to 2094 code for a protein of 697 amino acids. NCBI's taxonomy places the organism in Eukaryota, Metazoa, Porifera, Demospongiae, Suberitida, Halichondriidae. The record is from RefSeq and is a predicted model, not a curated record. The transcript has 15 exons. Gene Ontology annotation, cellular component: integrin complex; external side of plasma membrane. Gene Ontology annotation, molecular function: integrin binding. Gene Ontology annotation, biological process: cell-cell adhesion; integrin-mediated signaling pathway; cell-matrix adhesion.
AUGCUGAUCUCCAUAGCCCACUGUUAUUCUGCCUAUGCAAGGAUUAUUCGUGCUGAGCCGGGAGCAACAGUAUUUGGUUACCAGGUGACAGGGGGUACGGACAUUGAUAGCAACGGGUACCCUGACAUCACAGUUAGCGACCUCUCGGGUGACCUCGUGACCUCUUAUUGGAGCAGCCCCCUUGUUAAUGUGACCUUUGAUCUCAAGAAUCGGAGGGAAGCGUUGGACAUACUGGGUGACAGUGAUCGGGUGUGCCAGCUAUCAGAGAAUGUCAACCUUGCAUGUUUCGAUAUUACUCCUUGCUUUCAAUUUGACUCAAAGUUUGGAAACGUCACAAGAUUUGCGCUGAGUUACACGGUGACAGUGGAUGGGACUAAGUCACGAGCGGCUCAUUAUCAGGUGGACUCCGUUAGUGGUGAUGCCACACUUGGAGGCAGCUCGUACACCGAUAUCGUUACCGUGGAAGCUCCAGGGGAAGCGGGCAGGGUCUGUGCACCUCCUCUAACCUUUGCACUCAGUGCCGAUUUCACUGAUACGUCUCCGAUAUCAGUGCAGUUUUCCAUUGACGAUUCCCCUCAACCCCUCGCACUUGACUCCACCCCCUCCUCCGACGAAUUGGGUGGAGCUCUUCACCCGAUACUGCGCCGCUACCUGAGGGGAGAUGUCCCCAUGCCCCUGUCAUUGGAGUACGAUAUUAACUUCAACGUCAACUGCAGCAGUGGUGCUAGCUUGGAAUGUGAGCCCGUCUACCAACUAUCCAUACAGGAGGACUUUAUGUCAGAUGACAACACUCUGGUGCUUGCGUCUGCAAACGUGUUUGGUUACCGUGUCAACGUGAGCAACACAGCUGGUGAUGAUGGACUCAGCCCCACACUGGUCGUACAACUGCCUCGGGGGAUGGUAUUGGAAAACUCAGUGUCGUUGAGUCCAAGUGCUGUUACCGAGUGCAACAGUCGGUUGAUAAACGAUCAGCUCAGCAAUUUCACGACAGCUGUCGAAUGUGCCCUUCGUAACCCCACCCUGGCGGGGAAGACCCUGCAAUUAGAGCUCUUCUUUGGUUUCAACUUGUCGGGCAUUCCUCUUGAUACUGAAUCUCUUGAGUUUACGUUUCUGCUGUCGGAGACUAUGGGAUCAGCUCAGUGUGAGUGUGUGUGUGGGUGUGGGAUCAGCUCAGUUGUGUCGGAGGAGAGGUACAUAGCCUUCCGGAACACUAUCUAUCGUAAUGCCUCCACCAUACCUCUCAACGAGACUGGCCCACUACUCAACUUCAGAGUGAGUGUCCGCAACUCACGAGAGGCGACCAAUGGAACAGCUUUCCCUCGGACCACCCUCCUUAUACACCUGCCAGUUGAACACAGGGACUUCCCCCUCCUCAUUCCCACGGAGAUUGUCGCUACCUCGGGGACCAUCAACUGCAGUCACUAUCAAGCCAUACCCAGGAGAUUGUCUGUGAUUCAAGAACCAGCUGGGUUCAUCCCGCCCUGGACGGGACCACCCCCACCUAUUGACCCCGCUUGUAAUAGUAUGGGACAGUUUACGUUUGGUGUGAUCCUCUGUACCAUAGCGGACCUUGGCCCCACCCCUGGACCCCCCGCUGAGCUCACUCUCUUCGCUAGACUCUUUAGUCCUGGUGUUCAGUUUGUUGGUGAUCUGACCAUCUACUCUCAGCUGAUCAAGGAGACACUGUUGCCACGGCAGGGAGAGGACAGCGUCACUCAGAGCACGGUUUCGUUCCUCGUGUCACCUGCAGUGACAGAGGUGGCGCAGGAGUGUGUGCCGUACUGGGUGGUAGUCGUUGCCGUGGUAGUGGGGAUAAUCGUACUGGUGGCCAUAAUUUCAAUACUGGCAUUGUGUGGCCUAUUCCGACGCUGGUACAAGAAUAAGAAAAGUGGCGAUAUGUCCAAUGGAGUGGAACAAACUGAUUCUGAGUUCUUCCAACGACGUACCAUCCCCCCUAUUCCCGGUAUCACGCAGAGUGGGGCGGGGCAACCAGAGCUGACGAGUUACGUAGCGACAGGGGAGGCAGUAGACGAGGAGAAAGAGAAGGAAGCCGAAGCUGAAGAAGAAGCAGAGCUCGAGAGAGAGAGAGCUUAACGAGGCAGCUGCUGCUGAAGAGGAUGUGUUUAUGGACUUUGACCCUGCACAAGGGGUACAUGACGAUGAUGGGGAGGAGACUGAACUUUGAACUGUAAUAACAAUAGGUACAUUAUACACACAUAGCUGUUUUUAUUCUACAUUUGCAACUCAUUUAGAAAUGGAUUCUUACACAGUUUGAAUCAAACAAUAAUUAUCAAGUGUAACAAUAAUCAUAAUU